Zymoseptoria tritici IPO323 is the source of this 1041-nucleotide messenger RNA. RefSeq lists its product as uncharacterized. The record is from RefSeq and is a predicted model, not a curated record. Lineage: Eukaryota; Fungi; Ascomycota; Dothideomycetes; Mycosphaerellales; Mycosphaerellaceae. Bases 1 to 1041 code for a protein of 346 amino acids. The transcript is spliced from 3 exons.
AUGCCACAGAAGAAGAGAUCUCUCACCGAGCGUAAAUCGAAUGAGCAAGUACCGCCACAAUCUACUCCAGACGGCCAGAAGCCCAAACGACAAUGCACAGAUGUCAAGACACAGCUCGAUCAGGACUCAUUUACUGGAAGAUAUGAGUACGUGUGUACGGACCAGCCGCCCUGGGCGGAAAGCGAUAGCGAGGACGACGAUGAUGAUGAUGAAGAAGGAGAAGAAGAAGAAGACGACGAAGAAGAAGACGGUCAGGAAGAAAUUGACGUGCAUGGAGAGCCUCUUUCGGACCACCCCAAUUGUAAAUGGAUGAUGCUCAAAGAGUGCUUCGACUUGCUAGACGACCUAGCCACAGAUGCCGACAGACGGUGCCCAGACCAGUUUGGGAUGUACGUGCACAACGACUUCUACGGAUACGGAAUGAUGGAAGUCCUGGAAAAUAUGCUAAGAGCUUUCGACAAUGAGAUUAAGCCGCUGUCAGGAAAAAAGGCCAACCUUCAGCAGAUGUGGGCUAUCCUUACGGUCCUUGCGAUGUUUUUGUGUCGAGACGUCUCUUUCCCGUGGAGCAUGGUCGACGAUGGUGAACGAUACGAGCACCUUAUCGCCGUGUCCGGAUGUGCUGCUCUCACCGCACUGAACGAACUCGAUCGUGUUGGACAGCUCAAAAAGGACUCAAGAUUUCUCGACCUCGGGCACGUCAUGGCGAUGUUUCUUCUGUGGUCGAAGACCGCAACAGGAAUGACGGUCGAAGGUCGUAUUCGCCAUGAUCCCUACGAUGAUGACGACGCAGAGCUGGAGAUGUAUGAGUGGGUGGGACCUUUAUUGGCAUACGCCGCGAAGGCAGACAUCGACCUUGCCGAGCAGCGUGUUUCUGGUAUCGACAAGGUACUGAAACGGACCACUGUGGGUGGUCUACGUGGGAGUGCAAAGGCGGAUAAAUGGGACUGGACAGCGACGAUCCGAGGACUACUGGCGUACAGCUGGACUGCUAGCGGUUCGACGUCGGUCAGGAGGUCCGCCUACAUGUUGACGGCCGACUAG